Molecule: messenger RNA, 5346 nt
Organism: Anopheles nili
Lineage: Eukaryota; Metazoa; Arthropoda; Insecta; Diptera; Culicidae
Gene: Npc1a
Product: NPC intracellular cholesterol transporter 1
Exons: 10
Coding region: 1-5025 (1674 amino acids)
Cellular component (GO): membrane
Molecular function (GO): lipid carrier activity
Source: RefSeq, a predicted model, not a curated record
AUGAAAAUGAUUAGCGGCAGUGCUCGAGUCUGCCCAUCGGCAUCCCCGGCCGCCAUCCGGGGGCGACGUUCCGUUGCAUUUUGGUUCUUUGUCCCGCUGCUCGUCCUCGGCGGUUUGCUGAUCGAUCAGACUCACGGACAGUCAGCGGGUACUGGAGAUGAUGCCGGUUCGCAGUGCGUGUGGUAUGGCAUCUGUAAUGUGGAUUCGCUCAACCGAGCGCAAUACUGCCCGUACAAUGGUACGGCUAAGCCAGCCGAAACCAAGACGAAGGAACUGUUGAAGGUGUGGUGUAAACAUCUCCUGGUCGAGGACUCGACGGGCAGCGUGAACACAUGUUGCGAUGCGGCACAGGUUGAGGUGCUUAACAAAAACGUGGCCCUGGCAGCCAACUUCCUCUCAAGAUGCCCAUCGUGCAUGGCGAAUCUGGUGCGGCAUAUGUGCGACUUUACCUGCAGCACGCAGCAGGCCAGCUUCAUGAAGGUGGUCUCGACGGAGGAAGUCGACGGUGAUGCCGAUGCCGAGCCAGGCGAAUCGGAAUCCCAACCUGGUGCUGACGCAACGAUCGCUCCAACCCCGAAGGAGUACAUCACCAAGAUCGAUAUCCACAUCACGCAGCAGUAUCUUAACGGAACGUUCGAGUCUUGCAAUCAGGUGUCGGUACCAUCGACAGGUCAGCUGGCGCUUGAUCUGAUGUGCGGAGACUGGGGCGCAUCUCGAUGCAGUGCCUCCAAAUGGUUCUUCUACAUGGGUGACGCCGAGAACAACCUGUACGUCCCGUUCCAGAUCGACUACGUGGCGCACGGAUCACCGAACGAAACCAUCGAUGGUUUUCUGCCGUGGAAUCCGCGCAUCGUGCCUUGCAGUGAAAAGUUGGAUGCCAACACUCCAGCCUGUUCUUGCGUCGAUUGCGAGGCGUCCUGUCCUAAACCACCACCACCACCUAGUCCACCGCAGCCGUUCGUCAUCUACAACAUGGAUGGAUACGCGGUGGUCAUGUUUGUGGUAUUUGUUGUUUGCAGCGGCCUAUUCCUGAUCGGUGCCUGUCUUUGUCACUCUGGCAGCGGUACUAGCAGCGGUAAUGGCAGCGGUGCAAAACUGUUGGUAAAUAGUGGUGACGCGGUGCCAUCGGGCCUGCGGUCUACCGUGGGCCGCAGGUUGGCCGGUGGGCUCUCCUCUAACAGUGGCGAUCUGGGCACGGAUCGGGAAGACUCACCGCUACAGUCGAAACGAUCGAGUGCAACCUGGGACGGUGAGCAAGAACUGCGGCCACAUCCAUCCAGCGUGGCAGCCGGCGAUGAGGACGAUGACGAAUCGGGCUACUUUGAACGACUUGGAGCGAAGACGGAAACCGCCCUGGAGCAUUUCUUCACUGCUUGGGGAACUACAUGCGCCAAACAUCCGUGGCUUGUACUGUUCGGAGGUCUCGUUUUCAUCGUGGCAAUGGGUAUGGGAAUUAAUUUUCUGCGAGUCACAACCAACCCGGUCGAACUGUGGGCCUCACCCUAUUCGCGAUCACGCGUUGAGCGCGAGUAUUUCGACUCCACCUUUGAGCCGUUUUACCGUAUUGAGCAGAUCAUCAUCAAAGCGGAGAACAUUAGCAACGUAAUGCACAACACGUCGAACGGCGUUAUUCAGUUUGGGCCCGUGUUCAAUCGGCAGUUCCUGCUGAACGUGUUCGAUCUCCAGGAGCAGAUCAAGAAAAUCCAGGCCACGCGUGCCGAUGCCAGUAACGAAACGAUCGGAUUCAAAGAUAUCUGCAUCGCGCCGCUCAGUUCCAGCUACGCCGGACCGGUUCAAACGAAGGAUUGUGUAGUUCAAUCGUUGUGGGGUUACUUCUCGGACGACAUGGACAAUUUUAACGACGAGGAGGAGGAUAGCCAAGGCUUCGUGGUGAACUAUCUGGACAAGAUGGUACAGUGCUUCGGGAACUAUUACAAUCCAGCCUGCUUGGCACCGUACGGUGGCCCAAUCGAUCCGGCCAUCGCGCUCGGUGGUAUCCCGCAACCGAAAACGCCCGACGAGAAGCCAAGCUACACGGAAGCGAGUGCCGUCAUCUUGACGUUCCUGGUGCGAAACUAUCAUGACAAGGACAAGCUGCAGCCCGCACUGGCCUGGGAAACGGAAUACGUGCGUUUCAUGAAGAACUGGACGCGCGAGAACAUGAGCAUCGCGUUCACGUCCGAGCGCUCGAUCGAGGAUGAGCUGGCGCGCGAGUCACAGUCGGAUGUUUCGACCAUUCUGGUGUCGUAUAUCAUCAUGUUCGCGUACAUUGCGAUCUCGCUAGGACACGUAAACCAGUGGAGCCGAGCGCUGAUUGACUCGAAGGUGACACUCGGUCUGGGUGGUGUGGCGAUUGUGCUCGCUUCUGUCGUAGCCUCGGUGGGCAUAUUCGGCUACAUCGGUGUCCCGGCGACUCUCAUCAUCGUGGAGGUGAUUCCAUUCCUCGUGCUGGCCGUUGGUGUCGACAACAUCUUCAUCCUGGUGCAGACACACCAGCGUGAUACGAAAAAACCCACUGAAACGCAUGCCGAACACAUUGGGCGCAUCCUUGGACGCGUGGGUCCCUCGAUUCUGCUGACAUCGGUCAGCGAAAGUUGCUGCUUUUUCCUCGGUGGACUGUCCGACAUGCCAGCCGUGCGUGCGUUCGCGCUGUACGCCGGUAUGGCGUUGCUGAUUGAUUUCUUCCUGCAAAUCACGUGCUUUGUGAGCUUGUUGGCACUGGACACGAUCCGUCAGGCGGACAAUCGGCUGGAUGUGUUUUGCUUCCUGCGCGGCUCGAAGAAGGAUGCUCCCGGCAUAAUCGGAGAGGGUCUGCUGUACAAGUUCUUCAAAAACAUCUACGUACCGUUUGUGAUGCGUAAGCCGGUCCGGGUAGCGGUUAUGAUCGUGUUUUUCGGCUGGCUGUGUUCUAGCAUCGCCGUUGCGCCGCACAUCGACAUCGGUCUGGAUCAGGAGCUUUCGAUGCCGGGUGACAGCUUCGUGUUGAAGUAUUUCCGGUACCUGCAGCAAUAUCUGAGUAUCGGACCGCCAGUAUACUUCGUAGUGAAGAGCGGACUAAACUAUUCGACUAUGCACGAUCAGAAUCUUAUCUGCGGUGGGCAAUAUUGUAAUCUCGACAGCUUGUCGACUCAGCUGUACAUCGCGAGCAAACAACCACAGUCGUCGUAUCUAGCACGACCACCAUCCUCCUGGCUAGAUGACUACAUCGAUUGGUCGGCUGCACCCGGAUGCUGCAAACAGUGGGGCAACGGAAGUUUCUGUCCGCAUCAAAAGAGUGCAUGCGAUGCUUGCGAUGUAUCGCUGACUCCACAAAAGAGACCGGCAGAAAACAGCUUCCGCCAUUACGUUUCAUUCUUCCUCGAAGACAAUCCGGACGAGGCGUGUGCCAAAGCGGGACAUGCCGCAUACGGAAGUGGCGUUAAGUAUCGGCCUGAUGCAUCGUCCGCUACGUACAACGACGUUGGUGCAUCAUUCUUCAUGGCUUAUCACACGAUCUUGAAAUCUUCAUCUGACUACUACGAAGCACUUCGUUCGGCACGGAAAAUAUCCAGUAACAUCACGAGCACGAUCCACGCCAAUCUUCGGUUGCAGGGACGCAACGAGGCGGACAUUCAGCAGAUCGAGGUUUUCCCGUAUUCGGUGUUUUACGUAUUUUACGAACAGUACCUAACGAUGUGGCCUGACACUCUGAAGAGCAUGGGCAUCUCGGUGCUGGCCAUUUUCAUCGUCACGUUCCUGCUGAUGGGUUUCGACAUACAUUCGUCGUUGGUGGUGGUGAUCACCAUCACCAUGAUCGUGAUUAACAUCGGUGGGUUGAUGUACCACUGGAACAUAUCACUCAACGCCGUAUCGCUCGUGAAUCUCGUGAUGGCGGUCGGCAUCAGCGUCGAGUUCUGUUCACAUCUUGUGCACAGCUUCUCCAUGUCGGUGGAGGAAACCCGCGAAAAGCGUGCGGCCGACGCGCUCACCAAGAUGGGCAGCUCCGUGUUCUCCGGUAUCACGCUCACGAAGUUCGGUGGCAUUCUUGUGCUCGGUUUCGCGCACAGCCAGAUCUUCCAGGUGUUCUACUUCCGCAUGUACUUGGGCAUUGUACUGUAUGGUGCCGCCCAUGGGCUUGUGUUCCUGCCGGUGCUUCUAAGCUAUAUCGGCGUGAUGCACCGCCGAAGACGAGCCAAUAACGACGCCACAAUCGCUCCACACCACCCCAGUGCUCAUGAAAUCGAUGAGGAACCAAAUAUGGAGCAGGAUGCAGCGUACUACGACGAUCGACAAUCUCCCGACUUCCAUGCCGACAAUGAGCACCACGACGACCUUCAGCGACCGCACGCAUCGCAUUAUCCUGCGACUCACCAAGAGCAAGAAAAACGUAGAGCAGGAGGAAGAGGAGGAGAGCGAGGAUCAGAUACAGCAGGUGGAAGAGAUCGGCACUGGCCAGCAGCGGGACCGACCUAUUCCGGUCAACAACAAACCCGAACCACACUCGAGGUCCACGUCCGGCACAACGUUCCUCCGGGAGAGGAUACGGAAGAGCUUACCGAGCCUCUUUUGCAGCAAGCAUCUCCCAGCAAGCCGAGCCCCACGCGCGGAUCUGUAAGUGAGCAACCGAAAUCUACCACGGACGAACACCAGCAUCGCCCAGCAACAGUCCCGGCCCCAGCGACCGCGCUGGCAUCGAAGCUUUCGCCUUCGUCAUCCAUUUCAUCGUCCUCGCUGUCUUCGAAGGCGUCGAAAGCGUCCAAAACCUCCAGCAAGCAUCGGUUACGGAAGAGCCGCUCGAAGGACGCGCAAACGGAAAUCGAACACCCGAAAGCGCCCCUGGUGGUGGCGGAAGAUUCCGAAGAUUUGGACGGGGACGAUGACGACCAGGAAAGUGAACGAGAUAGUAGAGCGAAUGUGUCUCCGCGCGGUAGCAAUAAUGGUGAUGUCACGAACGAAAACUACGGUGAACCGGAUGGAAGUGCGGACGGAAGAACGCUGAAAUCGUCAUCGUCUUCUCGCUCAACGAUGGCUCCCCGGGGGCGGUAAAAAAUAACACACAUUUAAGAACAGGGCCAAGGAGCAAUUUUCGCGAUAUGACAAAUCAUUGCAGGGCAAGUGAGUUAAGAGAGACAGAUGAUACGACGAAGCGCAUAGUGGUGUUUUUUUUGUAUUUUGGGUGGUGCGUGGGAAAUCAUAUUUGCGGAAAAACUAUCGCAACGGAAAGCAGAAUAACCUAUGUUCAAUCGAAUAUAUUACAUAUAAGUACACGGAUUUCACCCGACUAUUCGAUGGACGGCUCGCUGGAAGAUACCGGUCCGAUGACCAAACUCUAUGAGCUUGGAGUCGGUCUAUAAUAUGUUAUGUGUC